Rhea pennata is the source of this 1836-nucleotide messenger RNA. RefSeq names its product ankyrin repeat domain 34A (gene ANKRD34A). Gene Ontology annotation, molecular function: protein binding. The coding region runs from base 1 to 1023 and encodes 340 amino acids. Lineage: Eukaryota; Metazoa; Chordata; Aves; Rheiformes; Rheidae. The transcript is spliced from 2 exons. The record is from RefSeq and is a predicted model, not a curated record.
AUGCCGAGCCCGCCGCGGCGCCCGGCCGGCGCCGCCGUGCCGCCGGCGGACGGCUCGGCGCUGCUGCGCGCCGUGGCCCAGGGCAAAUUCCGCCUCACCCGGCUGCUGCUGGAGGGAGGCGCCUACAUCAACGAGGGCAACGCGGCCGGGCAGACGCCGCUGAUGGCGGCGUGCCGGGCCCGCUACGCCGACCCGCUGGCGCAGCCCCGCAUGGUGCGCUACCUCCUGGAGCACGGCGCCGAGCCCGACAUCCCCGACAAGACGGGCAAGACGGCGCUGAUGCACGCCUGCGCCGAGCGGGCCGGCGCCGCCGUGGCCGCCGCGCUGCUGGCCCACGGCGCCGACCCCAGCGCCCGCGACUACGCCGGCGCCUCCGCCCUCGUCUACGCCAUCAACCGCGGCGACCGGGAGACGCUGCAGGCGCUGCUGGACGCUUGCAAGGCGCGCGGCAAGGAGGUGAUCAUCAUCACCACGGCCACGUCGCCCCGCGGCACCAAGACCACGCGGCAGUACCUGAACGCGCCGCCCUCGCCGGCGCCCUGCGCCUCGCCCUCCGACGUGGAGGUGCGCGCCGCCCCGUCGCCGGCGGGCAGCGAGAAGGAGGAGGAGCGGGACGUCUUCCGCUUCCCGCCGCCGGCCGCCGCCGUCGGUGCCCCGCGGCCGCCCCGGGCCCGCGGGCGGCCGCUGCAGCGGCUCAACUCGGAGCCCUGGGGGCUGGCGGCGGCGGCGGCGGUCGCCGAGCCCGUCGGCGGUCCCCGGGCGCCGGGCGAAGCGGAGCCGCCCGCGGGUCGCCGGCGCUCGCCGGGUUUGCUGGAGCGCCGCGGCUCCGGCACGCUGCCGCCGGAGCCGGCCGGGCUCGGCCGCGCCGGCUUCUUGCCGCCGCUGCCCGGCGGCCCCCAGGCGCCCGGCGGCACUCCCAAGGGCCGCCGCGAGCUGCUCCGGCGGCACUCCAUGCAGACCGAGCAGAUGCGGCAGCUCGCCGCCUUCCAGAGCGGCCUGGGCCAGGGCGAGCCGGGCAGCUAGGGCGCCCGUCCCGGACGCCGGGGCCCCGCGCCGGCACUGGGGGAUCGGGGUGGGGGGCAGCACGGGUGACGCCUGCCUCGGUUUCCCCAUCCCCGGCGGGGAGGGCAGCGGCAGCCGGCAGCUCCCCUGCACCCAAUGUGUCGGAGCCCCCCGCCCGGGCACGAGCCACCGUCCCCGCGGUUGCUCCGCCGUGGCGGCUCUCGGGCUGCCGGGACAGCGGACAACGGACGCAGCUCUGCUGUCCGGGAAGCCUGAGAGGAGCGUGUGCCAGCACGGGGCCUCCUCAUGCAGGUGUUGGAAGCGUUCACUCUGAACCCUACUGAUGACUGUGAGCACAUGAUAAUUCUUCCAUUGCUGCCGUUGGCAGAAACAUUGCACGAUCCCAAAUUCCUCAAGGACUGGCACCUCCCCUGACCCCUGCAUCCUUCUUCCUCUCCCUCCUCACCCUCCUGGCAGCGCUUUUCCCUGCAGACCUCAGCAGCAGCGGCGUCGAACAGACCGCGCUCCCGGCUGCUGCACACAGACGCGUCUCCUGCUCCACGUCGGCUGAGAACCUGCCCCACGUUCCAGGGCCAGCAUCUGGGGCACCCGCGUCCCCACCGGUCCCACAUGCUGCUCGGGGCUGGGGUGUUGCGAGCAAUAACAGCCGCCGGACGCCUGGGUCCUGGGGAAAUGCCGCCCCGCUGUCGGUGUGCCGGGGAGCCCGGUUCCCGCGGGGCUCCGGGCCCGGGCGAGAGCCUUGCUGGGGGCUGGAGCGGGGCCGGGGCAGCUCAUGCCGUCGGCAUCCGGGGAAUAAAAGUCCAGCACAACUCA